AUGGCAGACAACAAGCAACAACCAAAAACCUACAAACAAGCCGCAAACGACUACUAUAACCAAAAAUACGAAACCUGGAUGCCCUGGAUCGAAGAUCAGUAUCUAAAAUGGUUCACAAAGGAUAACAAGGCCAGCUACGCCGCCAAACAAAACCUCGACAAAACCAAAGUAACAGGCAUCUCGCAAGUCGACAACCUCCAAGACGGCGUCAACGGCCUCGUAACGGGCCAAGUGGGCCAAGGCGGUCUCGCACAACCCAUCGGUGACGCGUUAUCGAAGGAAGGAAUCAAUCGUGCUGAGCGCGGCGGCAAGGACGAGCAGGGACGCCCGCUUGAGGGACAAGGGCCCCUGGGUGGAUAUGGUCAGAGUGCUGUGGAGGGGGUCAAGGGAGGGGCGGGGAGUGUGGCUGAUGGUGCGAAGAGUGCGGGAGGUUGGGUUGGGGGGUGGGUUGGUGGAGGGGGUGCGAAGAAAUAG
Messenger RNA from Bipolaris victoriae FI3, 474 nucleotides. RefSeq lists its product as hypothetical. Lineage: Eukaryota; Fungi; Ascomycota; Dothideomycetes; Pleosporales; Pleosporaceae. Bases 1 to 474 code for a protein of 157 amino acids. The record is from RefSeq and is a predicted model, not a curated record. The transcript is spliced from 2 exons.